This is a messenger RNA of Sungouiella intermedia, 2259 nucleotides long. The record is from the annotation of a GenBank genome assembly. NCBI's taxonomy places the organism in Eukaryota, Fungi, Ascomycota, Pichiomycetes, Serinales, Metschnikowiaceae.
AUGGAAGAAUUAUUUCAGAACUUGUCCAUUGACUCUGAUGUGUCGGAGCUGAUCCAGCAGGGCACAUCUCUUUCUAAAAGCCAAUGGCAAACACUUGAAAAACAGCUCAAGGAGAAACACGAGCAUUUAAAAUUCCUGAAGAUCCUCCAAGAGUUCCCAGAAAAUACAUUGAAGGCGGUACUGGCCCACCAUCAUGCUAGUACAUUAAUUGUUCUGCUAGUUGACACAGAGUCUUGUGGCAAGUCUGUUUUGGAGUCAGUUAAGCAGACAAUUAGCAUAUCAUACCCUCCUGAUCAGCUUCAAUUCUACUUAAACAUAUGUCUGAAUGUUUGCUUGAGAUACCCUGCGCUUGCAAUGAUCGUCUUUCCUAGUUUGAUGGAGCUACUUGCAUCGAUAAACGAAACCGUACAUAACGUUGUCGUUCUCACACUCACAUUGAUUUGCAGACAAAAUCCUGAUGAGUCUGCUGCGCUUGUUGUUAAAUUUUUGGACUCAGCUAUUGUCCUGCAAUCGUGUUCAGAACUCCUGUUCUUUGCAGCACUUGAAACAUUCUUUCCCAUAUUUCCAUCGCAGGUUAAAGCGAUUUAUAUCAGCAAUAAGUGUAAGGAUGGAAUACUAGAAAAAGUCUCCCAACUACCGCCACAACCGGAGGGAGCUGAUUCUGUAUUGGCUGAGCAAAUUUUGAGAGCUGUGUCUCUGUCAUGUAUUGAUGAGGAAACAAGAAAGUUCAACAUGGAGCAUUACCUUGACCUUUUUAUUGCAGGGGCCAAUCUUCUGCAGAAUAAAAGCAUCGUUGCCUUAUCGUUACUUUGUCUCAUCAAACUAUGGAACUUCUCUUCUAUCGAGAAGAAGAUAUCUUUGCAGACUGUUCUUGAAAAGACCCAGAACCUCAUGCGGACCUGUGAAGUUGGCGAGGAGUAUGUACAUUAUGUCAUUGAAGCAUUGUCUUAUUUGUCUCUCGGUGCUAGCGUGAAACAGAGUCUUAGACUGGACGAGGAGGUCAGUGAGAAAUUAUUGCUUGUUUUAGAGACAGAGAAGAAUUCUUCAGUGAUCUAUGGCGCAUUGGUUGUUUUCCUGAAUUUAUCGGAAAUAAAGGGUAGGGGAGGCAGUGAAGAUGCAUCCACUGUUAAUUAUCUAAAGAGUAUAUCUUUACCAAACAAAAACGACAUAAGAGAUGAUGAAGCAACCAUAAAGCUCUUCAACGAAUCUCUUGUGGAGAAUCAUAAGCUUGUUGGCACGCUUAGAGGUCUUGAUCUUAAAACGGAGUCCAUCAUCACUCAAGCAGUCCAAAUUAUCUUCAAUUUAUCGCAGAGCUCGAACAAAUCCAUUCAACGUGCCAUUGUAUCGCAGGGUGGGCUUACUCUUCUUUUGAAGUAUUUGACAGAACACAGUACUAUCAAGAAGGGGACAGACCGAACUGAAGCAUUUGCCACUUCUGAAGGAGCACUUUUUACACGAUUGAGCUCACUUCGUGCUUUGGCCAUUAUAUGUCGUUCUGUCAAUCCCAAAUUGCUUAUUUCGGAAUUUGAUAUCAAAACUGCCGUUCCAUUCUUGGUUGAAUUGUUGGGACCAGAAGUUUCAGACUACACUACCUCCAAUAUUUCAACAGAUGAUGCUACUGCUGCCUUGGGUGCAAGUAUUACUUCUUUUGACCGGUUGUGUGGUUUACUAGCCCUUACAAAUUUGUCUUCUCUCCAAGAGAAGUAUCUCACUGCCAUUAUUAUUCGCAGGGCUUUUGAUGGUCAUUUGAAAGAUUUGAUGAUUGAUAGCUCCAUCGCGGAUAUUCAAAAAGCUGCAUGGGAGCUAAUCAACAAUCUUAUUGCCGACCCUCAAAUGCUUGCCAAGUUCUUCAACACCGACAAUGCGGAAAGCAUGAAGAACUUGGAUGUUUUGGCGAAGAUGCUUCACUCCAGAGAUGUAGACUUACAGAUCGUCAUAGCUGGGUUGCUUGCGAAUGCUACGCUGGAAUUUGGUUUGGUUCUGAUGGUCAUAUUGUCAAAGAAGGAAAUCUUCGCCAAAUUAUUCGAAAUUGCAUCGAUAAUCAUGCAAACUCAGGCAUCUAACGACGAUUUACUCAUUCGUGUUUGUAGUUUCCUUUUGAAUAUUGUGGAAACAGCUAGUCUGCAGAAACAGCUAGAGGGAAUCCAAAAUAACAAACCUUUGAAGGCUGGAAUAAAGAAUGUGGUAUUAACUACCAAAAACAAGGAUAUUAUGCUUACUAUUCGAGAAAUCAUUGAGGCAGGGCAACUCAAAUUCUAA